Molecule: messenger RNA, 1198 nt
Organism: Durusdinium trenchii
Lineage: Eukaryota; Dinophyceae; Suessiales; Symbiodiniaceae
Source: the annotation of a GenBank genome assembly
AGCUUGUGGAAGCUGAGACAAUCAUGAGCUCCACCACUUGCUAUGGCCUGCCAGUGGCACGAUGUCCUGUGUCUUCCAGGGUUGGUUGUGAAGGUCCUUCGCUUUGCAGGAACAUGGGCGGGGCGAAGGAUCAUGCAAUCCUCCCGGUGUGACCAGGAGCUGAUCCACACGAGUGGCUUGAAGAAGUGGUCCGCCCUCCAGUCCAAAGUGCUGGUGGUUGGCGGUCACUUCGGGAGGGGACACGGUCCCCAUGACCCCCUACCGACGGCCGAGCUCUUUGAUCCCGAAAACCCCACCCGUUGGGAAACGCUGCCGGGGCCCAACAUCGCCCGGAGCCAUAGCACGGCGGCGGCGUUUGCUGGGAGUGUUUAUGUGGUGGGUGGCCGUGAUGCAAACGACUGCUCAUUGAGCUCGGUCGAGUGUUUCGAUACCAGCAUCAGCUGUUGGCGAAGGAUGCCCGCAUUGAGUGGCCCACGGCAUAGUGCAGCCGCUGUUUGCGUGGGUGGUUACCUGUUUGUGAUGGGAGGCUUUGAUGGACUGGAAGCGCUCGAGUCGGUCGAAAGCAUGGAUUCUGAAGCAGCAUCUCCCACAUGGCUGCCGAGCCAACCCCUUUCCUUUCCCCGUGGGAAGCAUGCUGCGGUGUCGUUGCACAAGCAUAUCUUCCUGCUGGGCGGUAUGGACGGAGGCUAUCGAUGUUUGUUCACCGCGGAGCGGGCGGAGCUCAACCGUUCCGACACUCCUACGGCUCCGUGGGCUGAACUGCCGCCGCUGCGCUUUGCGAGGAGCGAGUGCACUGCCUCCGCCGUCCAAGGUGCUGUGAUUGUUCUGGGUGGCGUGGCGAAUGGGUGGACGACCUUGUCAAAUGCCGAGAGGUACCAGCCUUGCAUCGGCCACUGGGAAGUCUUGUUGGAGAUGAGUAUCAUCCGCAGAGACUGUGCCUCUGCGGCCGUGGCUGGUGAGCUUUAUGUCAUGGGUGGCAUGUCCUUCGGGGGGCGAUGCACAUCAAAGGUUGAAAGCUUUCUUGGUACAAAGUGGCAAGAUGCGACUCCUUUGCCUGAGCCACGCUGUGGUUGUUGUGCUGCCACUGUCAAGCUUUAAAGUGCAUCCUUGCAGAACAUGGUCAAAUUCAUCUUCGCUGCUUUUUGAGCAGUCUGGAAACUGGGCACUGGUGGCCAGCAAAACAUGAGUGCCUUCAAAA